AUGGAGGUGCAAACAGAUUUACCCCAUCUGAAUGAAAUCCUCUCUGAUGAUAUUCUGAGAAAAAUGAAACCAAAGGAAAAGAAACGACAAGAAGUUAUUAAUGAACUCCUCCAUACUGAACGUGCUCACAUGAGAAACAUGAAAAUCCUUGACCAAUUAUUUAAUAAGCCAAUGUUGAAAACAGAGCAUAUAUCCCAGGAGCUUGUGAAAGCAUUAUUCCCAAAUUUAGAAAAAAUAAUUUCACUUCAUCGGGAAUUGAAUGAGGCAAUGAAAACCAGGCGAAAAGAAAGUCCAUUGAUAUCAGGAGUUGGAGACAUUCUUUUAAAAAGAUUUGAUGGAGAAGAUGGAGAAGAAUUUAAAAAGAACUGUGCAAUUUUCUGUAGAAAUCAGUCAUCAGCUCUUGAAACACUUCGGCUAAAACAAAGAAAAGACCAGAGACUUGCUCAGUUUUUAAUGGAUGCUGAAUCAAGUAGUAUGUGUCGGCGUUUACAACUGAAAGAUCUCAUUCCAGCAGAAAUGCAACGCCUUACAAAAUACCGGCUACUGAUAGAAAAUCUGCUGAAAUAUACUACCACCAACACUGAAGAAUACAUGAUGCUUGAAAAGUCACAAAAGCUGAGUAAGCGUAUUUUAGAGUUUGUCAACCAAGCUGUGCAGGACUGUGAAAACCACCAUCGUCUUAGGGAACUGCAAAGACGGUUGGACAAAAGACAGUUUGAAAACCUUCCUGAUAUUGAUGAGGAAUUCAGGAAUUUUGAUUUGACAAAACACAAGUUGAUCCAUGAUGGCUUCCUAACCUGGCAUAUCAACCAGUCACGAAAUAAAACAAUUGAUGUACAUGUUGUGUUACUAGAGGACUUACUAGUGUUCUUGCAGAAGCAAGACGACCGGCUUGUGCUCAAGUGCCAUGACACAACUAUGGUACAGGGUGCUGAACCACAAAAAUAUACACACAGCCCUAUUUUAAAAAUUGGCAAUGUUCUAACAAGAAACGUUGCAACAAAUAAAAAGGGUUUCUUUGUUGUCAAUACAUCAAAUACAGGACCACAAAUUUAUCAGCUUACAGCACCUAGUAUAGAAGACCAGAAGAAGUGGUUCAAAUGCAUACAAAGUGCUACAGAAUUGUAUUUGCAGAAAAAUUCAUCUCAUAGCAAGCUGAAUCCUUCAAUAGGUCCUAGUAGUGCAGCAGCUACAGCAUCCAGUACAGCUGCAUCUACACCCAGCUCGACAGGAACCAGCUCAACAACGACGACGGUGACAACAACAGCAACAACAACAACGACGACGACGUCAGCAGCAGCUGCAGCAGCCCCAGCAGACAAACUGAAUAAGACAGACAGUAUUGAUACAGAACAAAUACAAAACACUUCCACUUUAAAGGAGAAGGAUUCUGAAGAACCUAUUGCAGAUACAAUUGACGGGAUCAGCAGUGUACAGAAAGUUGGUGAGAGUCAGCAGUCAGAAGUUCAUUUUGCAGGUCCUGAGGAUGUGAUAGUAUCUGACGUAUCAUUUGUUGAAGCCGAGUCUGUUCAAUCCCCAGUUGAGAAGCUGCGACGGAAUGAUGACCUCAUCAAACAAGUGCUGAAGGAGAGAGAAAAACUUAUUGCAGAAAUACUCAACAUUCCUUACGAUGAUUACGUUCACAUUGUUGAGAUGGCGUCGGAGGAGACUUGUGCAGAAGAGAGACGGAAGAAGCAGCAACAACAACAGCAGCAGCAGCAGCGGCAGAAUGUGGAUCUCCAGGAGCUGAUACUCCGCCUUAUUGACCAGGCUAAACAACUGACUGAACUCAUAGUCACUAGCACACAGUCACAGGGGCUAGUGGCCAACACCACCACUACAACUACAGAACAUCAUUCAACUGUUUCUAGUCUGUCAGCAGCAGCAGCAAGAGCUGAAAACCAACAAGUGUCAAUUCCUAUCUCAAUGGACAAAUUAAGAGAUAUGUCAAAUAAAUUGAAUACUUUAAUGACCAAUCUGUUGACUGCAAUUCAUGAUGAUGAAAGAAUGAAACUUCGGCAAGAAUUGAAAUCAGCCCAAGAACAGAUAAAACAGUUGCAAGAAACUAAGCGCCUUAUGUGUGCAGCUCCUGCCAGUAUGCCCAGUUCCCUGAGUGUGAGUGCAAGCAGCCGCCCUAACAGUAUGAUCUCUACCACAUCUUCAGCAUCAGAACAGUAUGAAGAAACAGUGCCAGAACAAGCAGAUUUAAUAGAUUCAGAAGGUAGAAAAAUGAUCUUCAGUACCAGCCAAGAGAUGCCACAUUCUUUUCAAAUGUCUGCAAGCAACUCUAUACAACCAGUAGCACCAUCAAAAGAUUCAGCAGAAAGUGAUAAUGAAUCUUUUGAAGAUGUCUCAACAGAAUUGGUAGAGCGGUCAAGUAUUAGUCACAACAGACCAAUAAGUACUGUGGCUGAAACCAUAUGUCAAGCUAAUGAUCUAGUUUCACAGGAUGAUAGUUCAUUAGAAUGUUCAGCAACCCAACUGAAUGCCAGUAGCCUCUCCAGCAGCUGUGAUGACACCAGUUCUGUGCAGGAAACAGAAGGGAUCAGACAACAUCAAUCUACUGAAUUCUCAAAUGCAAAUUUGGAGUCUUUACAAAUCUGA
Molecule: messenger RNA, 2604 nt
Organism: Acanthosepion pharaonis
Lineage: Eukaryota; Metazoa; Mollusca; Cephalopoda; Sepiida; Sepiidae
Source: the annotation of a GenBank genome assembly